AUGCCGACUGUUGGAGCAACAGGUAGCAGAGGACGCCUGACCGGCAACACAGCCCACCUCUCCCCUUCUUAGUGCAGGAUGAAUUUCACCUCUCACCUUGGACAUCCCAGUGCGACGGGCUACACAUCAAACCUGAGACCAGCCAUAUUUUACAGGCCCAGUUUGGACCUCAUUGACAAUCCUCCUUUUGGACUCCUGUUGUCUGACGGUUUCAUGUCUCAAACUAAACAACACUACCAACCUCACAUCCGGUCUGGUUGUACGGGGCCUUUGCCAAACCUCGUUAACAAGUCCAGAGACAGCGGCUUCCAUCAGCUAAAGAGUCUUCCGAAAACAGCGACUAUGGAGGAAAAGACACAAUACCAAAGAUGCUUUGUGCCACAUCGCCUCACACCAUCAGUUUCCCAAAACCAUGUGACUGUGGGUCCGAGAGGAGAAAGUGGUUUCACUGAGGGAACAGACCUUCAUUUUAACACUUUUCUGGAGAAAGGAAGCUGCACGGUUGAACCUCUCCAGACUCACAGCUCAGUGAUGAAAAGUGACUUUGUGACACCGCCGUUUCUGCAGGGUCCUGAGGCGAGAUCGAGCAAGUGCAGUAGCCAUUUGUCUCGAGAAACAGGAUUCACUCGAGAUGCCAUCGCUCCCUUGGCCUGCCCAACCUCCCUUGUGCCGUCAACACGGACUAAAAGUAAUUCAAUAACUACGAAGUCCAUUGGAAAAAAGGAGCCUUCAGGGGCUCUUCUCAAUGCUCCAAGCAACCAGACUUUUCCUAUCACACCGUUUGAUCGUUCACACUUCAACACACUUUAUAAAAGCACGUUUUGUCAUGAUUAUGAAAAGUUGAAAUCUGGCCACACUUGUGCAGGAAUUAUCAGUGGAAAAAGGGACAACAGCUACAGUCGCCGAGACAUGGACAGGUUCAUCUUUAGGGGUUAA
Molecule: messenger RNA, 936 nt
Organism: Cyclopterus lumpus (lumpfish)
Lineage: Eukaryota; Metazoa; Chordata; Actinopteri; Perciformes; Cyclopteridae
Gene: saxo4
Product: protein phosphatase 1, regulatory subunit 32
Exons: 11
Molecular function (GO): phosphatase binding
Source: RefSeq, a predicted model, not a curated record